Dermatophagoides pteronyssinus (European house dust mite) is the source of this 834-nucleotide messenger RNA. RefSeq names its product transitional endoplasmic reticulum ATPase-like. The record is from RefSeq and is a predicted model, not a curated record. Lineage: Eukaryota; Metazoa; Arthropoda; Arachnida; Sarcoptiformes; Pyroglyphidae.
AUGGACCACUUCAACCAGGCGCUCGCUACGAUCAAUCCGAGCAGUCUGCGCGAGACGAUCGUCGAGGUGCCGGACGUCAAAUGGGAGGACAUUGGCGGGCUCGAGGAGGUCAAGAAGUCGCUGCAGGAGAUGAUCCUGUUUCCGAUGCCGGGUUGCGGGAAAACGCUGCUGGCGAAAGCCGUGGCGAGCGAGUGCUCGGCCAACUUCAUUAGCAUCAAGGGCCCCGAGUUGCUGACGAUGUGGUUCGGCGAGAGCGAGGCGAACGUCCGCGAGGUGUUCGACAAGGCGCGCGCUUCGGCGCCGUGCGUGCUGUUCUUCGACGAGCUAGACUCGAUUGGCACGCAGCGCGGCUCGAGCCACGACGGCACCGGCGUCGGCGACCGCGUGAUGAACCAGCUGCUCACGGAGAUCGACGGCGUCGGCGUCAAGAAAAACGUGUUCUUCAUUGGCGCGACGAACCGACCGGAGCUGCUCGACGACGCGCUGCUGCGGCCGGGCCGGCUGGACCAGCUGAUCUUCAUUCCGCUGCCAGACCUGCCCUCGCGGCUGAGCAUCUUGAAGGCGUUGACGCGCAAGACGCCGCUGGCCAGCGACGUGCCGAUCGAGUUCAUUGCGCUGAAAACAGAGGGCUUUUCGGGCGCGGACUUGGCGGAGCUCGUGCAGAACGCGAGCAAGGCCGCGGUGCGCGACCUCAUCAACUUCGAGCGCAGCCAGGAGGUGGCUGACGGCGCGCCGGUUGAACCGGCCGAGAGCGGACAGGUCGUGGGCCGCAAACACUUCGAGGAAGCGUUCGCGCAGUCGCGCUGCAGCGUCUCGGCGAGCGACGUGCUGAAG